CGCAAACAAAACAAAUUAUGGCUAAAAAAACUCUCAUGUUUUUUCAAAUUAUGUUUACUUUUAUUUUUAUAUUUACCAUUGUAAUUGAAGGCUUCCCUAAAUUUAAUUCCGAUCAGAAGUGUUAUGGUGACAAGGAUUGCCCUAAAUUUCUGUGUAUGCCUCCUAGUGUUCCAAAGUGGUUAAGGAACCAUUGUCGAUGUGUUGACAAUUGAAUCUCAUCCUCAAAAGUUAUAAAAAAUUGUCAUUAGUGCUACCAUUAUUGAUAAUAAUUUUACCUUCCCCACUUUUUGAUCAAGUUCAAAAAUAUAUUUGUGGUAGUUCAAAAAUUGCGGACCCCAUAUAAAUUUUAUGUGAUCCAUGUAAAUUUUGACCAAUAAAGGAGAGCGUGUUAGAAUAUGUGUUAAAGAGAGUAUUUCUAACACUAUUUUGCAUGAGUAUAACAUAAUAUUGUAGAAAUCACUUAUUAGAAUCGGCCCAGCAUCUUUUGAGACUUGGGUCGGAAUUAAAGAUGAGGCUUUUUUAAAGUAAUUAAGUAAGUUUUUAAAUAUUUUUAGAGGCCUGAGUGGAUAGUCUUAUUGGCCUUACCUAACUAGUGUAUAAAAUUGAAAGUGAGUUAUCUCCUAAUUCACAUAUUAUAUGUAGGGGUCGAGGUUCGAACUCCGAACACCACACUUAUCCACUUUAAGAUGAAAUUUCUAACCAUUUGACUUUUUGACAAAAAAAAAAAUUGAAAGUGAGUUUCUUACAAAAUAUUUUCUUUUUAAGGAAUUAAUCUCUCAAAAUAUAUUUUUUUUAUAAAAUAAAAUACUUUGGAAUGAAUAGGGUUAACGUUUCGUUAUCAAAGAAGAAAAAAAUAGGGUUAACGUUUUGUUCCGUUCCUUAGUAAAAAGAACACUCACAAAAGUUCACAACACAACAACAAAAAUUCCACUGUGCUGCAGCAAAUCAAAUGGAUAAUGGUGUUGAUGCCGGUCAGAAGCGACUAACCGAGCAAGAUGCAUUAGCGUUUCUUAAGGAUGUAAAAGUUGCGUUCCAAGAUGAGAGGGAAAAAUAUGAUGAGUUUAUAAAAAUUAUGAAGGAUUUCAAGGCUUUCGAAAUUAAUACAAUUGGUGUCCGAUCAAGAGUGAAUGAGCUGUUUAAAGGACAUAAAGAUUUAAUUUUGGGAUUCAACAACUUCCUGCCAAACGGGUAUAAAAUGGGUGAUGGUGUUGAUGCUCGUCAGAAUCUAACUAUGAACGAUGCAUUAGGGUUUCUUAAGGCCGUAAAAGUUGCUUUUCAAAAUGAGAGGGAAAAGUAUGAUGAAUUUCUAAAAAUUAUGAAGGAUUUUCGUGCCAAAAGAACCGAUACAAUUGGUGUCAUUUCAAGAGUUAAGGAUCUAUUUAAAGAGCAUAUACAUUUAGUUUUGGGAUCAACAACUUCCUGCCAAAUGGAUAUGAAUUUAUCAUUACUAAUGAGUUGAUUAUUCAACUUAUUUCACGUAUGUAGGUUAUAGAAUUCAUAUAUAUGUAUACAAAUACUACGUUUUUGUCCGUCCUAUAACGUGAUACGUGCUUAUUGCCUAUAGUUUACACUAUAUACGGUAGAAUACUUUUUAAUAAAGUGCUUAGUUAUAGUUUGUUUACCAUCAAUUACUAAAAUGCAUAGUUGUUAUAUUAUGUACUAUGUUGUUUUACUUCUCAAAUUGUACAUAUGAUGUGGUCACAAUAUUGCAGUUGCGAUAAUGUUUGCAACCCACCAUCACAAUGGAGUUGCCCAUUGUGAUGUGGUUGUAAUUUUUAAAUCACAUUAAAAACAGCAUCGCAAUGCUGCAAUGUAGUGGUGCAGGGGAACGUCACCACACAAAUUAUUAAUUGAAGAUGUGUCUGGUUUUUACACCGAUA
Trifolium pratense (red clover) is the source of this 1880-nucleotide messenger RNA. RefSeq names its product paired amphipathic helix protein Sin3-like 2. The transcript has 4 exons. The record is from RefSeq and is a predicted model, not a curated record. Gene Ontology annotation, biological process: negative regulation of transcription by RNA polymerase II. Bases 950 to 1459 code for a protein of 169 amino acids. Gene Ontology annotation, cellular component: chromatin; histone deacetylase complex. NCBI's taxonomy places the organism in Eukaryota, Viridiplantae, Streptophyta, Magnoliopsida, Fabales, Fabaceae. Gene Ontology annotation, molecular function: transcription corepressor activity.